AUGGCUACCGAGAGACUCCAGACAUACGCGCAAAAGCCCCGCGUGUUCAUCUUAUCCGACAUCUCUAAUGAACCGGAUGAUGCCGAAUCGCUAUGUCGAUACCUUCUGUACUCCAAUGAGUUCGAUACACAGGGCCUUGUAGCUUGUACAAGCACCUGGAUGAAGAACAGAGUGUGCCCGCAAGACAUGGAAAAAAUCAUCGACGCAUAUGCCGACGUUGUUGACAACCUGAAUAAGCACGUACACCCGGAAUGGCAAUACCCAACCGCAGACCAUAUGCGUGGGUUGAUCCGCAAGGGCGCCGAGACCUACGGCAUGUCUGCUGUUGGCACAGACAUCCCACUGUCUCCAGGUGGUCAGUUGUUGUACGAUCGGAUCAUCGCACCCUCCACACAGCCGCUGUGGAUCCUUUGCUGGGGCGGAACAAACACACUCGCCUCGGCAUUGCUCAAAGUAGACGACGAUUUCGAGCCUGAGGACUCCAAGCGCCUGCUCUCACGUCUACGUGUUUACGCCAUCUCCGACCAAGAUGACACGGGCGCGUGGAUUCGCAACAACUUCCCUGACGUCUUCUACAUCGCUUCCAUCCACGGCUGGAACCAGUAUGGUAUGGCUGCAUGGACUGGUAUCUCCGGCGACAAGUACUACGGCUUCGAUGAGGGUGGGCCGGACUUCUCCAAAAUGGAAAAGAGUUGGAUCAAGGAUAACAUCCAGAUUGGGCCACUUGGAAGCGCGUACCCUGACUAUCUUUUCAUUCCGGAAGGCGACACACCGACGUUUCUCUACCUCAUCCAAAACGGUUUAGGUGUACCGGAUUGCCCGAACUACGGAUCUUGGGGAGGUCGCUAUGGACGGACUGAUGUCAGCGCCGAGGGACUGAACAGCAACCACUACAGUGAUGUGGUGGACAGAGUCAAAGUCGGUGAUAAGACCUACACAUCGAAUCAUGCGACUAUCUGGCGCUGGCGCGAUGCGUUUCAGAAUGACUUUGCUGCGCGUAUCAAAUGGAGCAUGGAGUCUGACUUUGCAAAAGCGAACCAUCACCCAGUCAUCAAUAUCAGUGGUUUCAAAGGCUUGGCACCUGCGCAGAUCACUGCAGAGGCCGGAUCAACCGUCCUUCUUGACGCCUCUGCUACUUACGAUCCUGAUGGCAGAAAGCUCACGUUCAAAUGGUGGCAUUAUCGUGAACCCACAGCUACGCAAUGGUGGGUUGAUGCCGAAGUUGCGGAACUCGGAAUCAAGAAGCUAGACGACGAGGGCAGAAAGGUCGAGAUUACGCUUCCACCGCCUGAGAAGUGCGCGGUAGAGCUGAUGAGCAGAAAGCCGGUUGCUCAAGGUCAACUGCUUCAUCUGAUACUUGAAGUUACCGAUGACGGGACGCCGUCUCUAACAAGCUACCGGAGAGUAUUGAUUCAGGCAACGAACAAGGAGCUAAGAGGUGGUGGAAAGGGAGCUGACGCUAUUGGCGACGUAAUGAAACAAGCAUGA
This is a messenger RNA of Alternaria postmessia, 1488 nucleotides long. RefSeq lists its product as uncharacterized. The transcript is spliced from 2 exons. Lineage: Eukaryota; Fungi; Ascomycota; Dothideomycetes; Pleosporales; Pleosporaceae. Bases 1 to 1488 code for a protein of 495 amino acids. Gene Ontology annotation, molecular function: hydrolase activity, hydrolyzing N-glycosyl compounds. The record is from RefSeq and is a predicted model, not a curated record.